AUGAGUGCCGGUACAACAACUGAAAAGAAGAUUCCUCCUCCUGUCGCUGAGUCAAAGCACGUUGGAAGACGCAUGUUUGAGAACCAAAAUGAUCCCAGAAAUACAUAUCCAAAAGAGGAACUUCCUGAAUCCUACAGAGUCUUGCCUCCUGGAACAUUCAGUACAAUGGACUAUCGUGAUGAGAGAGUCAACUUUCACACCGAUGCAGAUGGUACUAUUACCUAUGUAACUCGGGGUUAA
Messenger RNA from Schizosaccharomyces osmophilus, 240 nucleotides. RefSeq names its product protease inhibitor 178 family. Lineage: Eukaryota; Fungi; Ascomycota; Schizosaccharomycetes; Schizosaccharomycetales; Schizosaccharomycetaceae. The transcript is spliced from 3 exons. The record is from RefSeq and is a predicted model, not a curated record. Bases 1 to 240 code for a protein of 79 amino acids.